Molecule: messenger RNA, 1248 nt
Organism: Amaranthus tricolor (Joseph's coat)
Lineage: Eukaryota; Viridiplantae; Streptophyta; Magnoliopsida; Caryophyllales; Amaranthaceae
Product: glutathione S-transferase U9-like
Exons: 3
Coding region: 295-978 (227 amino acids)
Biological process (GO): glutathione metabolic process
Cellular component (GO): cytoplasm
Molecular function (GO): glutathione transferase activity
Source: RefSeq, a predicted model, not a curated record
UAUAAAUGAAAUUCAAUUGUCAGUUGUUUUUGUUCCUUUCCUCUCCAUCACAUUUGAUAUAUGGAGAUUGAUUUUUAAUUUCUUUUCUUGGCUGGAACUUGAGCAAAUGAUUCUUCUCUUUGUUCCAGUUUGAUUUCAUUCUUCUUUGGCUUUAUUUUCAUACUAAUAUAUUUCAUUGUUCCUAGCGAACGGUGGUAAGUUUGAUAAUUCCACUUUAUUUUUUCUGGAUUCGCUGCUAACUACAUAAUUACGUUUUAAGUAUAGAAGUGUCAACUUGCAAAGAAGGAAAAAAACAUGGGAGAGGAAACGACAGUGAGCUUACAUGGGAUGUGGGCAAGCCCUUACGCUAGAUGGAUAAAGAUUGCCCUUAAAAUUAAGGGCAUCAACUAUGAAUAUGUAGAAGAGAACUUGAAAAAGAAGAGCCAAAUUCUACUUAGGUACAAUCCAAUUUACAAGAAAGUACCUUUGCUAAUUCAUGAUAACAAUCCAAUUAUAGAGUCAUUAGUUAUUCUACAAUACAUUGAUGACACUUGGAAGGUUUCCCAACCACUCUUGCCACUUGAUUCUUACUCAAGAUAUAUUGUCAGAUUUUGGGCUGAUUUCAUUAUCAAUCAGCUUGACAUGUCUCUCAGAAAAGUGAUAACUAGUGAGGAAAUUGAUGAAGAAAUGAACAUUGAAGAAGUAAAAAUGAAAUUAAACAUUCUAGAAGCAAGUAUGAAUACUAUAUUUCCAUAUGAUCCACCUUCAAGUUGUGAAGAAAUGAGGAUGUUAGAUAUAUUGAUGUGUACUUUGCCCACCAUCAUCAAAGGCAUUGAAGAAGCUUUCAAUAUAAAGUUAAUGGAUGCAAAAGAAUAUCCAUUGAUCUUCUCAAGGAUGUCAUCUCUUAGUGAUCUUACCGUUGUAAAAGAAACUGCGCCAUCGCAUGAAAAAAUGAUUAAAUUUUAUCGCGCUUAUCGCCAUCUUUAUAAUUCUAAAUAGUUUAAGUUUAUAGUAUUCUGUCCGUCACAAUCAAAGUGUAAUAUUAGAGCUUUAUAAAAAAAUAUAUUGCAUUUUUAAUGAGACAGAAUACUAUAAGAAGUAUAAUAUGGAAAUGGAAGUUUUCAUCUUUAUCUAAGUAAUUAUUAUCCAGUGUGAUUUUAGCUUGUGCUUUGUAAAAGAUUUAGGCACUACUAUGUUUCUUCGUUUAAUAUUUUAUGUACUUUUUCAAGGUUUGUGUCUGUUAUUUUAAUUUUAUACAUUUUCUAUGCA